This is a messenger RNA of Cinara cedri, 753 nucleotides long. NCBI's taxonomy places the organism in Eukaryota, Metazoa, Arthropoda, Insecta, Hemiptera, Aphididae. The record is from the annotation of a GenBank genome assembly.
AUGAGCAUGAUUUGGAAAGAGCACUGGAANUGCCAAAAAUCAGACAGAAUCCGGAGAAUUAAUAUCCAAACAGGGAAUCAGCUGCUUGAACAAGUGGAACAUUUUAGAUACCUAGGCAAUCUAAUCAACCAAGAUGGAAGAUGUGCCAUGGAAAUAAGAUCCAGAAUCGCACAGGCGAAGUCAGCAUUUAUGAAUAAGAAAAAUUUGUUAUGCUCCAAUAGCAUGAGUAUUGGAGUGAGGAAACGCUUCAUUAAAGUGUAUGUAUGGAGUGUGGCACUAUUUGGCUGCGAAACAUGGAUUCUGAAUAAGGCAGAACAACGGACACUCGAAAGCUUUGAAAUGUGGUGUUGGAGAAGGAUGCUGAGAGUGAGUUGGAUAGAACACCGUACCAACGAAAGCAUACUCAGUGAAAUAGAUGAAAGCAGAGAGAUUCUCAAAACCAUCAGAGCAAGACGAUGGAACAUGAUUGGGCACAUAUUGAGGCACGAAAAUGAGCUAAUCUACAGAAUAAUAGAAGGGAAAAUGGAAGGCAAAAGGGGCCAAGGGCGUCCAAGAACUUCAUUUGUCAAACAAUUGAUUUCCGAUGCUAGACUAUCAAGCUACGCUGAACUGAAGAGGUUAGCUGGGAACAGGGAAGAGUGGAGAGCGCAUGUCCAACUGCAAAACCAACCUUAAGGGUUGAAUACCAAGAGAGAGAGAGUUUAAACAAUAGACAAAAGAUUAACUGUAUAAAUUAUAUUUAACAGAUUUAAU